UACAUCUUAUUACGAUUUCCUCGCGCGAAUAACAACGAAGCAACAGCUGGCGACUGAACUGUUGCUUUUUCGGAAUUGUUGUACACUGUGAUCGAGACGGAUGACCUGUUUUAAUUACGAUAAUGAGUGUUUGUCCAGGUUUUAGACAUUUUGAUGCUCAUCAACCUCUGAAUGACAAGUUCGUAAAUUAAGUCUGUCACACUUAAUUUGGCCUCUCGCGAGCUCGACGAAUUUUACUCCUGUUUGUUAGUGCUAGAUAACUAACGCGUGCUAGCUAGCCAGCUAGCUAAGCUAUUUAUUUGCUGGCUAAAGGAAUAAGCUAAUGUUGGAGGUCUUAUAAGGUUUAUCAUGUCAAAAGGAGAUGGAGAAGACUGCUGUCAUGGCCUAUGAGGUGAGUUUCAGGAGGCUGAAGAAAUUCGUCUUGUCACCAAAAGCACUUACAAAAUCACCGCCUGGUACGGCAACUGCUCCGCCCACAACCGUAAAGCUUUCCAGAGGGUAGUGAGGUCUGCACAACACAUCACCGGGGCAAACUACCUGCCCUCCAGGACACCUACACCACCCGAUGUCACAGGAAGGCCAUAAAGAUCAUCAAGGACAACAACCACCCGAGCCACUGCCUGUUCACCCCGCUAUUAUCCAGAAGGCGAGGCCAUCAUGGAGCUCCAGUCAGAGAAGCACUUGAAGACCAUUGAUGAGGAGGCGGCGUUACAGCUGGACCACAAUGACAAGUCUCUGUUCGUCUUCAGUAACUUCUCCACCCCAGCCUUCCACCACUGUAAAAAGCGGUGUGUGAUGUCACUGACCAGCAGAUGGGUCAGAGGGUGAUGACCCCGCUAGUGGAGGAGCCAGAGCCCGACCUCCUCACCCCUGCCUUCCCUCUCGCCAACUCUCCCGUGCCCCCAGGGCCACAGACUGAGGAGAGUGUGGCGGAGAAGAAGCCUCCUCGAUUCCAGCUGUCCUCCCUUAUCCCCCAGGAGAGGAUAGGCUGCACCGCCCUCAUAGACGAGCUGGGUGGUGUGGUGCUGGACAAGCAGUGCUUUGACCCCAGCUGCUCCCACAUCAUUGUGGGGACCCCUCUGAGGAAUGAGAAGUACCUGGCAGCCAUGGCCGUGGGGAAGUGGAUCCUGCACCGCUCCUACCUGGAGGCCUGUCGCUCCGUGGGACACUUCAUCCAGGAGGAUGAGUAUGAUUGGGGCAGAAGCUCCAUCCUGGAUGUGCUACCGUCCAUCAGCUCCCAGCAGAAGAGGCUGGCGUUGGCCACCAUGCGCUGGAGGAGGAACCUGCAGGACCGCAAUGACCUGGAGGGAUCAUUCAGCGGUUGGACCAUCAUGCUGAACAUCGACCAGACCAGAGUCAGGGUUCAGACGACUCCUGCAGUCUGGUGGAGCAAAGGUUCUCCCCAGUCCCUCUCCAUCUCUGUACAAGGGAACCACCCACCUGUUUGCAGAGUUCAGUCGGUUGAAGCCAGGAGACUUCCGGGUGGACGUGCCAGAGGCCAAAUGCCUAAAGCCAGAGUUUAUUGCAGACUACCUCAUCCAGAGAACCAUGAGCACUGUGGAGGAGGACUCGGACCACAUGAUACCAUGAAGAGAAGCCUGCAGGUCCUGCGCCGCCAGCUGCUGAGUGUUCUAGCGAUCCUAUCUGUGCCAGUGGGAGUGGUGUCCUCUACCCAGGAGCUGUACCCCAGCCGGACCCCCAAGGACCCUGUCUCCAUGUCAGCGCCCCACAGCAGCCCCCCUAACCCGCUCCUGCCUCUCCCAGACUGGCAGCAGGAAGACUCCAGCAGCGGGGACCCUUGGUCCCCCCAGGGAGGGGCACUGCCCACAGGCAUCAUCAAGCCCACCACAGCCCCCAGCUCCUGGGGCUGGCAUCUAACCCACCACACCAGCCUGGCACACACUGUGACACCACCCAGUAAAGACAGCCUCAUUCAUGCUGCAGCUACUUUCAGUCCUAACACUGUGAACUCUGUGAGAGUAAACCAAGACCCUGGCCCUAGCUCUGUCAGCCCCAGUCCAGUCAAACAGGCCCAUUCCCCCAGCUCUGGUGCUCUCAACCCAGGCCACAGCUCCAAUUCUCUCAGUGCAGACCAGGGCCUCUUGCCCAACUCAGUCAAUCAAGCCCAUAGCCCAGAUACUGUUAAUGUUAACCAGGGCAACAGCCCUCCUAGCCCUCCCAGCUCUGCUGGCCCACAGAGUGAGGUAGCUCCAGCUGCAGUGGAGGGGACUCCAGACUCUGGGUCUGCCCUGGCUCCUUCUUUGCCCAGCCCGCUCACAGAUAGAGAGCAUACUCUGGGCCUGGAGCUUGGUGGUCCACCGGCCCCCACACACACCCAGGAGCCUAUGGGGGGGAACGUCAAGGAGCCCACAGACACCAGUCAGCAGGACUUCACCACUGAGCUGCAGCCUUCCUCUCACUCCUCCUCUUCCUCAGAGGAUGCUGCUCUAGAUCAGACCCUUUGGGAGCAUGUUGAAGCCACUCCUGAGCUUUCCCGACCCCACGCCAUCACCCUACGGGAGGUGCACCCCCUGGUCAACGAGGACCCCACCCUGGAGCUAAAAACAGAUGGCAAUGUCACUUUUCAUAGCGGCAGUGUGGAGGGCAUCCCUGGCAAGGACCCUUCCUCCCAGUGGAACAGCUCAUCCGCUACGGAGCCCCCCUCCACGGCCAGUGGGAACUUUCUGAACCGACUGGUCCCCGCCACCACUGCAGACCCCUGGGGUCCUGGUAAUGGCUCCAGCCCAGCUCUGGACUCACCGCUGUCCAGCGCCACCAUCUGCCUGAGCAAGAUGGACAUUGUGUGGAUCGUGUUGGCCAUCAGUGUGCCUGUGUCCUCAUGCUCUGUCCUGCUGACCGUGUGCUGUAUGAGGAGGAAGAAGAAGUCUUCAAAUCAGGAGAACAACCUGAGCUACUGGAACAAUGCCAUCACCAUGGACUACUUCAACAGGCACGCGGUGGAGCUGCCCCGGGAAAUCACAUCCCUUGACAAUGCUGAGGAGACGUGUCUACCCCCUAACGGGGACUACAGAAACAGCGGGGUGGUGCUGGUUAACCCUUUCUGCCAGGAGACCUUGUUCAUCAACAGAGAGAAGUCCUGCGACAUCUAGAGAGGAGGGACGCUGGUCUUGUGGCCAUGUCCUGAAACCACCAAUACAAGACUGUCAAAAAUAAAAGUCUGACUUUCAAAAUUAAAGUCCCCCGCCACUGCUUUCUCCCUAUUCUCCCACCACUGUCAUGUUUAUACAAGUGGUAAAUCUUCAGAGACUUUAUACUGUACAUUAUGAAUAUAUAGACCAAGAUUAAAAGAAGAGCUAAUAACAGACACUAUUUACGAUGAGGGUGCGCCCGCAUAUUUUUCUGAUGUGCAUUUUCUACAAAUGCUUAAUUGUGAUAAGCGUUUUUAUGUCUUUAUAAACCACUGAGUAUGUGUGAUUUCCAUUUUGUUACAGUGGCUUGAUGGUGAGAACAUUGUGGACGUGGUCACUUGAAUUCUGCUUUAGAGAGAAGAUAUUCUGUAAGAACGUUAUGUUUCAUUUUCUUUUUAAUCAAACCCCAAAUAAUUACUGAAAAUCCUGUUGAACUUGAAUUCUGUACCUACGAGAUUUAGGGCAAUGUUUGUGAGUCCAGGGUUUAGUAGAGGCAAUGGAGGUAUUAUAAUUUGAACUGCCUCUAGCAUGGGGACUGUCUGUGUGUCUCUCUCUUUGCCUAUCUCUCUCUCGCUCUCUGCCUCUUUGCCUCUCUCUUUCUCUCUGCCUCUUUGCCUCUCUCUCUCUCUCUCUCUCUCUCUCUCUCUCUCUAUUUGUGUUAUGGAGUAGAUUCUGGUUUUGGCAGAUUUAGUAAAGGUUAGACGUUAAACAAACCUCAUUGUUUGUUUAACGUCUAACCUUUACUAAAUAUUUUGAGACCAAACUUAUUGUAACCUCCCUCCAUAAGUACAGUACUUGUCCAGGAGCUUAAACUAUGUUUAUUAUUGUAAUGUAUAGAUUGAAUGAUAUUUUAUUUCAUUUCUGGUUGUAGAAAUGAAAAAGUUCAUAGAAAUCAUGACCAAUGAAAAUACUGAGAUAUUUUAUCCUGAAUAUUUACUGUGAGCACAUAGUGGCAGUUUAAUCAAACAUACGUAUUUUGUUUCAUUAUCAAAUCAAUUUCAGUUUGUCAUGCUUUACUUUUGCUUUGUCACAUAUUUAUAUUUACUAAAUACUGCGUCCGUUUGUCACAUUGUGAAACGCUGAUCUGUUAAAUCAUACUUCCCUGUGUUUGAAGAUUUUAUUGAAUAUGUUGUCAAACUACUAAAUGUAUGUCGCUGCAAUGGGCAUGUGGUGCCAUACCAGAGAAAGGGUAUUUUGCUACAUGUAGAAUGGAGAGGAGGGGCAGUAUCAUGUCUUUUUUUGUGUCGUAGCAUACACUGUACUUUUUACAGCUGAGCAAUAAAAGAGAAAAGCUUUUAACA
Molecule: messenger RNA, 4450 nt
Organism: Oncorhynchus keta (chum salmon)
Lineage: Eukaryota; Metazoa; Chordata; Actinopteri; Salmoniformes; Salmonidae
Product: transmembrane protein 108-like
Exons: 12
Coding region: 813-3110 (765 amino acids)
Biological process (GO): postsynaptic density organization; retrograde axonal transport; dendrite extension
Cellular component (GO): axon; early endosome; endosome membrane
Source: RefSeq, a predicted model, not a curated record